AACACCAAUGUGCCUAGAUCAGUUGGUGACAGGAAUAUGCUUUUUUUUUGCUAGAAAUUCAGUUACUUUCUGUUUUACAGACUUCAGAAUCAAUGAACAGGAUGUCAAUGCAGAAAGGUUCUUGCAAGAUGUGGCAGUUGAUAGUUGAUGUCGGAAGAACAUAAUUGGAGAGAAUGUUCCUUGGCAGUUGAGCAGCUUCCAGGUGGAGGAAUCUGAACCUCUCCGUGACUUUGUUCAAGGGAAAAGGUUUAGGGUAGUUCCCUGAUCUACAUUCGUCCUCAGAUGUAAGAUACUCAUAUCUUGUAUGACUUAAGAAUAAUCUUUGCUUAGGUUCUGAAAAAUCAAGAUGACGACAGAUAAACGCCUAGACUUCAUAGAAAUUUACUGCACCCUCUAUCUCCAUGUUAAGCCUGACAAAUGGGCCAAGUUUUCCACCAGUGAAGACGUCCUCGCAAUGCUGAAUGAGUUCUAUGAGAAGCCCGAUUUGUUAGCCCUGGUGAUCACUCUUAACCCCACAGGACAAUUAGUUCCUUGCAUUGGCUUUCCAGCAACACUGAAGAAUAAGGGGAUUUAUUUUGUGAAGAAGAAACCUGAAAACAUCACCAAAGACAACUUCAAGGAUGUAGUUCUCAUAGGCGAUAUCAGUCCUUCUCCUGUAGAGCAGAUGAUGGCUGUCAUAGAGGAGGUUGUUUAUUCCUUGCUUAUGAAGAGUGAAAACCUAGCAGGAUGGCCUCGAGUGGUAAUGGACGAUGUGAUACGCCAGGCCCAUCGGCUAAAGAAUGAGAUGUUUGUGAUGGGAGGAAAGAUCAAAGGAAAAACACUGCUCCCUUUGCCUGACCACUUGGAUAGUGUGGACAGUUCAGGAGAUGCGUUUGAAAGUCUGCCCUUAGCUGUGGACAGUGCACUCUUACAUUCUAUUGAAACCAUCAUAAUUGACUGGUCUCAUCAAAUCCGAGAUAUCCUGAGCAAAGACUCUGCACAGCCUCUCUUGGAUGGUUUGAACCCACUGCCUAGAGUGGAAUUUGAUUUCUGGUACAGUCGGCAAGUCAACCUGGAGUGCAUAAAUAGCCAGUUAUAUGCUCCUAAAGUUAAAAAGAUUUCUGAUAUUUUGGAAAGGGCAAAGAGCUGUUACUGGCCAGCACUUACGAAUGUUUUCAAGGAUGUAUCUGCAGGACUGAAGGAAGCUGAGGAUAUUAACUUGUAUUUACAGCCACUAAAAGUUGCCUUGGAGGAAGCAGAACAAGCUGAAUACCAACAACUGCCUUCAUUCAUCAACAGCGUCAUAUAUUCCGUGUGCUUGGUCUGGGCCAAUUCUGAAUACUACAACAUUCCUUCCCGGAUCAUUGUGAUUUUGCAAGAGAUCUGCAAUCUCUUCAUUGAACUGACCCGUAACUUUCUGAGUCCUGAAGAAGUCAUGAAAGGCUUGCAAGGAGAAAUUGAGGAAGUGCUGUCUGGGAUUAAACUGGCAAUCUCAGUGAUAGAGAAACUCUACAAGACCUACAACACUUGCUGCACAGACCUGAUGCCAGCUUUUUUUAAGGAAAAAGAACCACAGUACUGGGAGUUCCCUUCUACUCUUGUCUUUACUAGAAUGAAUUCAUUUUUCCACAGACUGAAGACAAUAGAGGAACUGUACAUGACGGCCAUUGAAUUCCUCAAACUGGAAAAAAUUGAACUGGGUGGUGUGAGAGGCAAUAUCCUCGGGAGUCUUGUGGUACAGAUAUAUGAGGAGAUCCUUGAAUAUGUGAAGGUCUUUGCUGAAUGCAAAUAUGACCCUUUAGAUCCAGCAGAUGUGCAAUUUGAUGAAGAUUUUGCAGACUUCCAAAUCAAAAUUCAGGAUUUGGAUAGACGGUUGGCCACCAUCUUCUAUCAAGGAUUUAUUGACUGCUGCAAUUUUGAAUCUGCUGUCAAGCAAAUCCAUAUGUUUGCAUCUCUAUUGGAACGCCCCUUGAUCAAGGCAGAUGUAGCUCCUCACUAUGAAAGGCUCUUGGAGAUGUUCAAUGCUGAAUUGGACAAUGCAAAGAUUCUGUAUGAUGCCCAAAUAGCUGCCACAAAAGUAGACCUUGUACCUCCCAUAAGCAAAAACAUGCCACCUGUUGCUGGGCAACUGAAAUGGGCCUGGGAACUCCAGGAAAGAUUACAAAUCCCAAGGAAAGACUUGCGUAGCAUUGAUCAUCCCGUUAUGGUCAGCUCUGAUGCCAAGCUCAUUUAUGAAAAGUACGAUGAGAUGAUACGUCUUCUGCAAGGUUAUCGUGAACAAAUUUAUGCAGAAUGGAUCAAGAGGGUUGAUCGAGACUGUCAGUUCAAUCUAGAGCAGCCACUGAUCCAGAGAGAUCCAGAGACAAAACUUAUUCGAGUGAACUUCAGCAAAGAGCUUGUUGCUGUUCUCCGGGAAGUCAAGUACCUGACUUUUCAGCAACAGAAAGAAAUUCCAGACAGUGCCGGAGGUCUCUACGCUCAACAUGAAAUGUUCCGGAAGUUUGUGGACAACCUGGACCUCAUUGUAGGCUGGUACAAUAAAAUCAAACUAACAAUUUUGCCAGUAGAACUUCCACUGGUCAAGAGUGAACUGGAAGAGAUUGAUGUUGGCUUGCAGAAAGCUGAGACAAAUCUCUACUGGAGCAAUGAAGGUGUUAUGGACUAUAUUCAAGAGAUGAGGGAUGUCUUAUAUGAUUUAGAAACAAGGAUUCAGAAAGCCAAGUUCAAUGUGGAGAGUAUUGAUCAGCUCAUGCAGGAAUGGUCAGCUAGUCCUUUGUUUGAAAGAAAAGACAAUAAAGAGACAGCACUUCUUGACCUGGAUGGAAGACAGAGUUAUUUAAACAAGCGGUAUGCGGCAGUUAAAGAUGCUGCACAGAAGAUCCAGACUAUGGUUGAGGAAAAUGCAGAAUUGUUCAAGGUUGAUACAAAAACAGCAAUGUGGUCUCAGUACGUGGACUACGUAGAUGAGAUUGUUUUGGAUGGCUACUUUAAAUUUGUCCGCAAAUCACUGCAGUUUCUGCUCAGCAACAUGACAAUUGAUGCCAAUAUAGCCCCUUUAUUUGAAGUGCGAAUGGAAUUGUAUAAAGAUGAGUUAAGGUAUCGUCCAUCACUAGAAAUGGGAGCUGAGCAGGGUCUUUUGGAAGUGAUAGAAAAUCUGAUGAAUGAUAUCUAUGAAGCAGCUACAUUAAUACCACGAUUAGCAAAAAAGAAACCUGGCUAUAAGUCUGACCUGGAAGAUACAGCAGAAUUGAUUGAGAUGCGAGAAGAGGUGGCACACAUUGUGAUCAGUGCCAUGAAGCAAGGCGAGGACUAUGAAGAUUCCUUUGAGAAAUAUGCAUAUCUUUGGAUGGAUGAUCCACAUGAAUUCAUGCAGCGCUUCCUCACCUUUGGCCGGGCCCUAACACCCGAAGAGCUAGAGUCUCAUGCAGAGGAGUAUUUGCCUCAUGUGGCACCCACCCUAGAACAGUUUCAGCUACAGAUUGACACUUAUGAGAAGCUCUAUGAGGAAGUAUCUAAGUUUGAGAACACCAAAGUAUUCAAUGGUUGGUUGCAAAGUGAUUGUCGUCCCUUCAAGCAAGCACUACUAAAUACCAUCAAGCGCUGGAGCCUAAUGUUCAAGAAGCACCUUAUUGACCAUGUCACUACCAGCCUUCAGGGUCUUGCUGCUUUCAUGAAAGAAGCCAAUGCAGGUUUGACUAAACCAGUGAAAGAAGGUGACUAUGAUGGGCUUGUAGAAGUGAUGGGGCAUUUGAUGCGGGUCAAAGAGAGACAAGUAGCGACCGACAAUAUGUUUGAGCCCCUAAAGCAGACUAUUGAGUUGCUCAAACUCUAUGGGGAAGAAAUGCCUGAAGAGAUCCAUACACAGUUGCACGAAUUGCCAGAUCAGUGGAAUAACACUAAAAAACUGUCAUUUCAAGUCAAACAGAACGUUGCUCCUCUUCAAGCCAAUGAAGUUACAAUUAUUCGAAAGAAAUGCCAGCACUUUGAGAUGAAACAACAUGAAUUCAGGGAAAAAUUCAGAAUGGAUGCACCUUUCACUUUUGUUGAUCCAGAGCCCUAUAAAUCCCUUGAUAAGCAACAAAAGAUGAUUACUGCUAUGGAAAAAGAAAUGGAAGCCCUAUCCAAGUCAGCAGGCUUGUUUGAAGUAUCUGUUCCAGAUUACAAACAGUUGAAAGCAUGCCACAAGGAAGUCCGUUUGCUCAAGGAGCUCUGGGAUAUGAUUGUUUUGGUUGAUGAAAGUAUUAAUGACUGGAAGACAACCAAAUGGAAGGAAAUUAAUGUUGAGCAGAUGGAUCUUGACUGCAAGAAAUUUGCUAAAGAUGUGAGAACGUUAGACAAGGAAAUGAGACCAUGGGAUGCUUUUGUAGGACUGGAUAACACAGUGAAAAACAUGAUCACAUCCCUCCGAGCUGUGAGUGAGCUCCAGAAUCCUGCUAUCCGUGACAGACAUUGGAAAGAACUCAUGGAGGCCACCCAGGUGAAAUUUACCAUGUCUGAUGAAACAACACUCGCUGACCUUCUUCAGUUGAAUCUUCACAAAUUUGAGGAUGAGGUCCGCAGCAUCGUGGACAAGGCUGUGAAAGAGUCAGGAAUGGAAAAGGUGUUGAAAGCUCUUGAUAGUACCUGGUCUACCAUGCAGUUCGAACAUGAGCCCCACCAUCGAACUGGAACCAUGAUGCUGAAGUCUGAUGAAGUACUUGUAGAAACCCUUGAAGAAAACCAGGUGCAGCUCCAGACUUUGAUGACUUCUAAGUAUUUAGCUCAUUUCCUUCAUGAAGUCUCCAGCUGGCAGCAGAAGCUAUCCACUGCUGAUUCUGUGAUAUCCAUCUGGUUUGAAGUCCAGAGAACCUGGAGCCAUCUGGAAAGCAUUUUCAUUGGGUCCGAAGACAUUCGGAAUCAGCUUCCUGAAGACUCGAAGCGUUUUGAUUCUAUUGACAAAGAAUUUAAGAAAGUAAUGGCUGAUGCAGUAAAAACUCCCAAUGUGAUUGAAGCAACAAAUAAACCAGGGCUCUAUGACAAGUUGGAGGCCUUGCAGCAAAGUUUGGCACUCUGUGAAAAGGCUUUAGCUGAAUAUCUGGAAACAAAGAGGCUGGCUUUCCCCAGGUUUUACUUUGUGUCUUCUGCUGAUCUGCUGGAUAUUUUGUCCAAUGGAAAUGACCCAGUCGAGGUGUCCCGCCACUUGGCCAAGUUAUUUGACAGUAUGGCCAAGCUGAAAUUCAGAUUAGAUGCAAGUGGGCAGCCUCUCAAGUUUGGCUUGGGGAUGUACAGCAAAGAAGAUGAGUAUGUUGAUUUUGACAAGGAAUGUGACUUAUCUGGACAGGUGGAGAUUUGGUUAAACCGAUUGCUGGAGAGAAUGCAGAGUACGUUACGCAAAGAAAUUUCUGACGCUGUAGUGACUUAUGAGGAAAAGCCAAGAGAGCAGUGGCUAUUUGAUUAUCCUGCACAGAUUGCUUUAACAUGUACUCAGAUCUGGUGGACGACAGAAGUUGGCAUUGCCUUUUCACGACUGGAAGAAGGCUAUGAAAAUGCAAUAAAAGAUUACAAUAAGAAACAGAUCAACCAGUUAAACACACUGAUUACAUUACUCAUUGGAAACUUAACCCCAGGAGACAGAAUGAAGAUUAUGACUAUCUGUACCAUUGAUGUCCAUGCUCGAGAUGUCAUUGCCAAAAUGAUUAUAGCAAAGGUGGAAAGCUCCCAGGCCUUUACAUGGCAGUCCCAACUUCGACAUCGAUGGGAUGACGAAAAGGGGCACUGCUAUGCCAACAUCUGUGAUGCUCAGCUUCAGUAUUCCUACGAGUAUCUUGGCAACACCCCACGCCUGGUGAUCACCCCACUCACAGACCGGUGCUAUAUCACCCUGACACAGUCUCUCCACUUGAUCAUGGGAGGUGCUCCCGCAGGCCCUGCUGGCACAGGGAAAACUGAGACCACCAAAGACUUGGGCAGGGCAGUAGGAAUUAUGGUGUAUGUCUUCAACUGUUCGGAGCAAAUGGACUAUAAGUCCUGUGGAAAUAUCUACAAAGGGCUGUCCCAGACAGGCGCAUGGGGAUGUUUUGAUGAAUUCAAUCGGAUCUCAGUGGAAGUCCUGUCAGUAAUUGCUGUACAGGUUAAAUGUGUUCAGGAUGCCAUUCGAGCCAAAAAGAAGAUGUUCAAUUUCCUUGGAGAGAUGAUUGCUCUCAUACCAACUGUUGGAAUGUUUAUUACGAUGAAUCCUGGAUACGCAGGUCGAACUGAACUGCCUGAAAAUUUGAAAGCCUUAUUCAGGCCAUGUGCCAUGGUGGUUCCUGACUUUGAGCUGAUCUGUGAGAUCAUGCUGGUUGCUGAAGGCUUCAUUGAUGCCAGGCUUCUAGCUAGGAAAUUCAUUACACUGUACACGCUGUGUAAGGAGCUGCUUUCCAAGCAGGAUCACUAUGACUGGGGAUUGAGAGCUAUCAAGUCCGUGCUUGUGGUAGCUGGUUCCCUGAAGAGAGGAGACCCUGGUCGGGCUGAGGACCAAGUCCUCAUGAGAGCAUUGCGUGACUUCAACAUUCCCAAGAUUGUGACAGAUGACUUGCCUGUGUUCAUGGGACUCAUUGGAGACCUUUUCCCAGCACUUGACGUACCCAGGAAACGUGAUCUCAACUUUGAAAAGAUUAUCAAGCAGGCUGUUACUGAGCUCAAGCUGCAGCCCGAGGAAAGUUUUGUGCUGAAGGUGGUGCAGCUGGAGGAGUUACUUGCAGUCCGACACUCUGUAUUUGUGAUUGGCAACGCAGGUUCUGGCAAAUCGCAGGUACUGAAAUCUCUGAAUAAAACGUAUGGGCUCAUGAAAAGAAAGCCUGUAGCCAUUGACAUUGACCCUAAAGCAGUAACCUGUGAUGAGCUAUUUGGAAUCAUUAAUCCAGCUACCAGAGAAUGGAAAGAUGGCUUGUUUUCAACAAUCAUGCGAGACCUGGCUAAUAUAACUCAUAAAGGGCCCAAAUGGAUUGUUCUGGAUGGAGAUAUAGAUCCAAUGUGGAUUGAGUCUUUGAAUACUGUGAUGGAUGACAACAAGGUCCUCACCUUAGCCAGCAAUGAGAGAAUCCCACUCAACCCCACCAUGAGGCUUGUGUUUGAGAUCAGCCACCUCCGAACAGCCACACCUGCCACCGUCUCCAGAGCAGGAAUCUUGUACAUUAACCCUGCUGACCUUGGUUGGAAUCCAGUGGUGAGUAGCUGGAUUGAGCGCAGGGAAGUGCAAUCUGAAAAAGCCAAUUUGAUGAUCUUGUUUGACAAGUACUUGCCUAUAUGUCUGGACAAGCUGAAAUUUGGGUUCAAGAAGAUAACGCCUGUACCUGAAGUGACCGUGAUACAAACUAUCCUCUACCUGCUGGAAUGUCUCCUGACUCCAACCAACACGCCUCCAGAUUCUCCCAAAGAGCUCUAUGAACUCUAUUUUGUGUUUGCUUGCUUCUGGGCAUUUGGAGGAGCAAUGUUCCAAGAUCAGCUUGUAGAUUAUCGUGUGGAGUUCAGUAAAUGGUGGGUAAAUGAAUUUAAAACCAUCAAGUUUCCAUCACAAGGGACAAUUUUUGACUAUUAUAUUGACACAGAGACAAAGAAAUUCAUGCCUUGGACUGAUAAAGUGCCACCAUUUGAGCUGGAUUCAGAUACCCCAUUGCAGGCUUCCAUGGUCCACACAACUGAAACUAUUCGGAUUCGCUAUUUUAUGGAUCUGCUAAUGGAAAAGAAAUGGCCUGUGAUGCUUGUUGGGAAUGCAGGCACUGGGAAGUCAGUGCUGAUGGUUAAUAAGCUUGAAGAACUUAACAUGGAUGAUUACAUCGUGCAAUCUGUUCCUUUUAAUUUCUACACAACUUCAGCAAUGCUGCAGGCCAUACUUGAGAAGCCCCUGGAGAAGAAAUCAGGAAGGAACUUUGGUCCUCCAGGUACAAAGAAGCUUAUUUACUUCAUUGAUGAUAUGAACAUGCCAGAAGUCGACAAAUAUGGCACUGUGGCUCCUCAUACCUUGAUCCGGCAGCACAUGGACCAUGGGCACUGGUAUGACAGAACCAAACUGACACUAAAGGAUAUCCACAAUUGUCAGUAUGUUGCCUGUAUGAAUCCAACCGCUGGAUCCUUUACUAUUGACUCCAGACUCCAGCGACACUUCUGUGUGUUUGCCGUGAGUUUCCCAGGACAAGAUGCCCUUAUGUCCAUCUACAGCACUAUCCUAAGUCAGCACCUAGCCAUGCGAAAUGUCCCAUUGGUGGUUCAGAAAAUUCAUUCACAGCUUGUUUCUGCCGCUUUAGCUUUACAUCAGAAAAUAACAUCAACCUUUCUUCCUACGGCCAUAAAAUUUCACUAUGUUUUCAAUCUCCGAGACUUGUCUAACAUCUUCCAGGGACUGCUGUUCUCGACACAUGAAUGCCUCAAAAUACCCUCAGACCUUGUUCGAUUGUGGUUGCAUGAAGCUGAGAGGGUCUAUUGUGACAAACUUGUGGAAGAAAAAGAUCAAGAGAGUUUUGGCCGGGUCAUGAUGGCUAAUUGCAAGAAAUUCUUUGAGGACAUGGGUGACAAUGUAGUCUUUGCAAAGCCCAAUGUUUUUUGCCACUUCGCUCAGGGAAUUGGAGACCCAAAAUAUCUGCCUGUUUCUAACAUUCAGGCUCUGAAUAAGCUGCUUGUGGAAACUCUGGAUAGCUACAAUGAAGUCAAUGCUGUGAUGAAUUUGGUGCUCUUUGAGGAUGCUGUAUCCCAUGUGUGCCGGAUCAAUCGCAUCUUGGAGGCUCCCAGAGGGAAUGCCUUGCUGGUGGGGGUAGGAGGCAGCGGUAAGCAGAGCCUCUCUCGACUGGCAGCUUAUAUCAGCUCCUUGGACGUGUUUCAGAUGACACUGAAGAAAGGCUAUGGAAUCCCAGACCUGAAGGCUGACCUGGCAGCUCAGUACAUCAAGUCAGCUGUGAAGAACACUCCCACCGUGUUUCUCAUGACAGACUCACAAGUUGCUGAAGAGCAGUUCUUGGUACUGAUUAAUGACCUCUUAGCCUCUGGAGAGAUCCCUGGGCUAUUCCAGGAUGAUGAACUGGAAAAUAUUAUUAGUUCCAUGAGGCCUCAGGUGAAAUCUCUCGGCAUGCAAGAUACAAGGGAAAACUGCUGGAAAUUUUUCAUUGACAAAGUCCGAAGACAGUUAAAGGUGAUCCUGUGCUUCUCUCCUGUGGGGUCCACCCUCCGAGUGCGAGCAAGAAAGUUCCCUUCUGUAGUAAACUGCACUGCGAUUGACUGGUUUCAUGAAUGGCCAGAUGAUGCAUUGGUAUCUGUCAGUGCAAGAUUCCUGGAGGAGAUAGAAGGAAUAGAGCCAGAUGUUAAGGCUUCCAUCAGCCUAUUUAUGUCGUAUGUACACAAGACAGUUAAUGAGAUGUCCAAAGUCUACUUGAGCACUGAGAGGCGCUAUAAUUAUACCACUCCAAAGACCUUCCUGGAACAGAUCAAACUUUAUCAGAACCUGCUUGCUAAAAAAAGGAGGGAGCUGAUUGCCAGAAUUGAGAGGCUGGAAAAUGGUUUGAUGAAGCUCCAGAGUACAGCCUCCCAGGUUGAUGAUCUAAAAGCUAAGCUUGCUGUUCAAGAACUGGAGCUCAAACAAAAAAAUGAAGAUGCUGACAAACUCAUCCAAGUGGUGGGGAUUGAAACAGACAAGGUCAGCAGGGAGAAAACAAUUGCUGAUGAAGAGGAACUGAAAGUGCAGGUCAUUAACACGAACGUAACAGAAAAGCAACGGGCUUGUGAGACUGAUUUAGCCAAAGCUGAACCAGCUCUGAUUGCUGCUCAGCAAGCACUGGACACUCUCAAUAAGAAUAACCUGACAGAACUAAAGUCUUUUGGGUCUCCUCCAGAGGCUGUGGUUAAUGUGACAGCUGCCGUAAUGAUCCUUACAGCUCCAGGUGGCAAGAUACCAAAAGACAGAAGCUGGAAGGCAGCAAAAGUCAUGAUGGGCAAAGUGGACACAUUUUUGGAUGCCCUGAAGAAAUUUGACAAAGAGCAUAUUCCAGAGCCCUGUUUGAAAGCUUUUAAACCAUUUCAAAAUGAUCGAACCUUUGAUCCUGAAUUUAUAUUGUCUAAAUCUACGGCUGCAGCUGGUUUGUGUUCUUGGUGCCUGAACAUUGUUCGCUUCUACGAAGUCUACUGUGAUGUUGCACCCAAGCGCCAGGCCUUGGAAGAGGCUAAUAACGAACUGGCAGAGGCACAGGCCAAACUCACGAUGAUUAAAAACAAGAUUGCAGAUCUAAAUGCCAACUUAGCUAAUCUCACUGCCGAAUUUGAAAAAGCCACCGCUGAGAAAAUCAAAUGCCAGCAAGAGGCUGACGCAACUAACAGAGUAAUUUCAUUGGCUAACAGGCUCGUUGGUGGUUUAGCAUCUGAAAAUGUACGUUGGGCUGAGUCUGUGGAAAAUUACCGUGAACAGGAAAAGACUUUGUGUGGAGACGUACUCCUAAUUACUGCAUUUGUUUCCUAUGUUGGCUACUUUACCAAAAAAUACAGGACUGAGCUGCUAGACAAAUUCUGGGCUCCUUAUUUACAACAGCUAAAGGUGCCAAUUCCUAUCACUCCUGAUCUGGAUCCUUUGAGCCUCCUAACAGAUGAUGCAGAUAUAGCAACAUGGAACAACCAAGGUCUCCCCAGCGACCGCAUGUCAUCAGAAAAUGCAACUAUCCUGUGCAAUACAGAGCGUUGGCCACUCAUUGUAGAUGCCCAGCUCCAAGGGAUCAAGUGGAUUAAGAACAAACAUGGAGCAGACCUAAAGGCCAUCCGUCUUGGACAGAAAAGCUAUUUGGACAUCAUUGAACGAGCUAUUUCUGAGGGAGACACUCUGCUCAUUGAGAACAUUGGGGAGACAGUGGAGCCUGUACUGGAUCCUCUGCUGGGCAGAAACACCAUCAAGAAAGGAAAGUACAUUAAGAUAGGAGACAAAGAGGUGGAGUACCACCCCAACUUCCGGCUCAUCCUACAUACCAAGUAUUUCAACCCUCACUACAAACCAGAGAUGCAAGCCCAGUGUACCUUGAUCAAUUUUCUGGUCACCAGGGAUGGACUGGAGGACCAACUUUUAGCUGCUGUGGUAGCAAAGGAGAGGCCCGACUUGGAAGAACUGAAGGCUACUCUCACGAAGCAACAGAAUGAAUUUAAGAUAAUCCUGAAGGAGUUGGAGGACUCUUUACUGGCUAGACUCUCUGCUGCCUCAGGAAACUUCCUUGGGGACACAGCUUUGGUGGAAAACCUAGAGACAACCAAGCGCACAGCUAACGAGAUAGAAGAGAAGGUGAAAGAGGCUAAGAUUACUGAAGUGCAAAUUAAUGAAGCUAGAGAGAAUUACAGGCCAGCUGCAGAAAGAGCAUCGUUGUUGUAUUUUAUACUAAACGACCUCAACAAAAUAAAUCCUAUCUAUCAGUUCUCACUAAAGGCAUUCAGUGUUGUCUUUGAGAAAGCCAUUCAACGUACCCUUCCUGCAGAUGACGUGAAGCACAGAGUGAUAAAUCUAACAGAUGAGAUCACAUACUCAGUCUACAUGUACACAGCGCGGGGACUUUUUGAAAGAGACAAGCUUAUUUUUCUAGCCCAGGUUGCCUUUCAGGUCUUGCUGGUGAAGAAAGAAGUGAAUCCAGUGGAACUUGAUUUCCUCCUGCGUUUUCCCUUUAAAGCUGGACUAGCCUCUCCUGUAGAGUUCUUGUUAGGGCAAGGAUGGGGUGGAAUUAAGGUGCUUUCUGACAUGGAUGAGUUCAAAAACUUGGACAGUGAUAUUGAAGGCUCUGCUAAGCGCUGGAAAAAAUUUGUGGAGUCUGAGACUCCAGAAAAAGAAGUCUUUCCCAAAGAGUGGAAGAACAAGACAGCCCUCCAAAAGUUGUGCAUGAUGAGAUGCAUGAGGCCGGAUCGCAUGACCUAUGCAGUCAAGAACUUUGUGGAGGAGAAGAUGGGAAGUAAAUUUGUUGAAGGACGAAGUGUUGAAUUCUCCAAAUCAUAUGAGGAAAGCAGUAUAUCUACACCAAUAUUCUUCAUUCUGUCUCCUGGUGUUGAUCCUUUAAAAGAUGUUGAAGCCCUAGGUCAGAAGCUUGGCUUCACCAUAGACAAUGGAAAAAUCCACAAUGUGUCCCUAGGACAAGGGCAGGAGGUUGUAGCAGAAAAUGCUCUUGAUGUGGCUGCAGAAGAGGGGCAUUGGGUCAUCCUUCAGAACAUACACCUGGUAGCCAAGUGGCUUGGCACCCUGGAUAAGAAGGUUGAACGAUACAGCAUUGGGAGCCAUGAUGAUUACCGAGUAUUUAUGAGUGCUGAGCCUGCACCCAGCCCAGAUUCACAUAUUAUCCCCCAGGGGCUCUUGGAAAAUGCCAUUAAAAUCACCAAUGAGCCUCCAACAGGCAUGCAUGCCAACUUACACAAAGCACUGGAUCUUUUUACGCAGGAUACCCUUGAAAUGUGCACCAAAGAAAUUGAAUUCAAAUGCAUUCUUUUUGCCCUCUGCUACUUCCACGCAGUUGUAGCAGAGCGGCGGAAAUUUGGAGCCCAAGGAUGGAACAGGUCCUACCCAUUUAACAAUGGAGAUCUCACCAUCUCCAUCAAUGUACUAUACAACUACUUGGAAGCCAAUGCGAAGGUUCCCUGGGAUGACCUGCGGUACCUCUUUGGUGAAAUCAUGUAUGGGGGACACAUUACUGAUGACUGGGAUCGUCGACUGUGCCGGACCUACCUGGGUGAAUACAUUCGUAUGGAAAUGCUGGAGGGAGAACUGUUUCUGGCACCAGGAUUUCUUAUACCUCCCAACUCUGAUUACAAGGGAUAUCAUGAAUAUAUCGAUGAAAACCUCCCACCUGAGAGUCCUUACCUGUAUGGGCUUCAUCCUAAUGCUGAGAUUGGGUUCCUCACUGUCACUUCAGAGAAGCUUUUCCGCACCGUGCUGGAAAUGCAGCCCAAAGAGACAGAUGCUGGAGGAGGAACUGGUGUUUCCAGAGAAGAAAAGGUAAAAUCUGUGUUAGAUGAAAUUAUGGAUCGACUUCCAGAGCCAUUCAAUAUGGUGGAAAUCAUGGCGAAAGCAGCUGAGAAAACCCCCUACGUGGUGGUUGCCUUUCAAGAAUGUGAACGAAUGAACAUUCUUACCACUGAAAUGAGACGCUCUUUGAAAGAACUAAAUUUGGGAUUGAAGGGAGAGCUGACAAUAACAACAGACAUGGAAGACCUAUCAAAUGCUCUUUACUAUGACAAUGUGCCUGAUUCCUGGACAAACCGUGCCUACCCAUCAUUGCUUGGUUUGGCCGCGUGGUAUGCUGACCUACUGCUCCGAAUCAGGGAGCUGGAGGCCUGGACAACAGAUUUUGCCCUGCCGACAACUGUAUGGCUCGCAGGUUUCUUUAACCCUCAGUCUUUCCUCACUGCCAUUAUGCAAUCCAUGGCUAGAAAAAAUGAGUGGCCUCUUGACAGAAUGUGUCUUUCAGUGGAAGUUACCAAGAAAACCCGGGAAGAUAUGACAGCUCCACCUCGAGAGGGAUCCUAUGUACAUGGCCUCUUCAUGGAAGGUGCUCGCUGGGAUACUCAAACUGGCGUCAUCAGCGAUGCACGCCUGAAGGAGCUGACACCCUCCAUGCCUGUCAUCUUCAUCAAAGCCAUUCCUGUAGAUCGCAUGGACACCAAGAACAUGUAUGAGUGUCCCGUGUACAAAACACGCAUGCGAGGUCCCACUUAUGUGUGGACCUUCAACCUGAAGACAAAAGAGAAGCCUGCUAAGUGGAUCCUUGCUGGAGUUGCUUUGCUCUUACAGGUUUAAAGUUUCAGCUGUCAAAGCCUCAUAUCACCACUGCAUUCCCUCUUUCCAGAAACAGAAAGUAAGAGAGUUGUUUGAAAACUGACAAUAAAAAGAGUGCUUUUUGUAAGUGUA
Molecule: messenger RNA, 13843 nt
Organism: Anolis carolinensis (green anole)
Lineage: Eukaryota; Metazoa; Chordata; Lepidosauria; Squamata; Anolidae
Gene: dnah17
Product: dynein axonemal heavy chain 17
Exons: 81
Coding region: 347-13732 (4461 amino acids)
Biological process (GO): microtubule-based movement
Cellular component (GO): dynein complex
Molecular function (GO): dynein light intermediate chain binding; dynein intermediate chain binding; minus-end-directed microtubule motor activity
Source: RefSeq, a predicted model, not a curated record